AUGUCCGGUCAAAUCACCAGAAUUACUCUUUUCAAGAUUCCCGAUGAGGAAAACCAGAAGAAGGCCUUAUCAUUCUACCAGCAGAUGCCUCAGAAGGCAGUAAAGAACGGAAAACCUUACAUCCUUUCGGUCAAGGCAGGUCUGGCCGUCGCCGACCAAAGGGCACAAGGGUUUACAGUAGCAGCUGUGUCUACGUUUGCAUCUGCUGAGGAUAUGGCCUUCUAUGACAAUGAAUGUGCCGCUCAUGCUGAACUGAAGGCUUUUGCAAAGGGUGCUCAUGAAGGUUUCGCUAUGGUGUACUUCAAGGAUUAG
Colletotrichum truncatum is the source of this 312-nucleotide messenger RNA. Its product is annotated as stress responsive a b barrel domain-containing protein. NCBI's taxonomy places the organism in Eukaryota, Fungi, Ascomycota, Sordariomycetes, Glomerellales, Glomerellaceae. The record is from RefSeq and is a predicted model, not a curated record.